AAAGUAGCGAUACAGAAAAAAAAACUGUGUGUGAGGGAAGGCGCGUGAGAGAUAGAGAUGGAGGAGGAGGAGGGGCAUUGUCACUUGGAGCAGCGCGCGGCGGGGACCGUAGACACGCGCUCCCCGUAGCCUUUACCUACCAGUCAUCUAUCCGUGUAGAUGUUCCCGCGGGACAAAUCUGUCAGGAGUGGAGCUGCCAACCUCACCGCUCCAUUACAUCCCGGUGGGAUCACCGAUGACCUUUGUUGCUGCCCUCACCAGCUCCUGUUUUCCCCCUGCUCUUUCUCUUUAUUCCUCUCCUCCCCUUUCUUAAACUCUCCUCCCUUCCUCCUCUGUGUCUCCCAGCCCCAGGCUUAUUACUCAAACCCACUGAAGGGAGCAACACAGUAGCUGGCAAAGGAUGAAGCGGGUCUGCCUGCCAACACCAGACAGAGGAUAGAAGAUACAAAAGGACUGGUGAAGGGGAUAGAGACAGAGUGGGACAGAGAGGACGACUAGGGAAGAGAGCUACAACGAAGCUGUGCAAGAAGCAAUAACAACAUUCAAGAUGCCACGCCGAAGGAAAAGUUUCACCUGAGCGUCAUGAGCUAGCAAGGGGCCCCUAACAGAUCUAGAACUGUGGACUUUUUGUUAACAAACUUCUGACACACACACACACACACACACACAAAAGUUGUGGAGACACCCUCCUGCUCUCGGGGGCUCCUUGUUAACACCUGAUAUGCCUCUGUAAGAAGUGUGAGCCAUGCCAGCCAAGGGGAAGUACCUGUUGAACAACCAGGAGCUGAAAAAUGAGGCGCUAUACCGUAAAUUCUCUUGCAUCAGCCAGUAUCAGCCACUGGUGCUCCUGCUGGGCCUCUCCAUGCUCUCCUGUGGAAUCCUCCUCAUCCUCUUCUUUGCCCUUCGACUGAGCGCAGAGAAACACUGUGCCUUUGUGAGUGUGGUGAGCGGCAGCCUGUUUGUGUUUCUAGCCGUGUUCGUGCUGGUUUGUACAGAGAUGCUCUCACAGCGAUGGAGGCGUCUCCUGGGCCUGAUUGUAUGGGCCACACACCUCACCAUGGGCCACACCUUCAUCUUCAGCGGCCCCAUCAUCCUGCCUUGGGACCAGGUGCCUUUCUUCCUCUUCAUCAUCUUCACAGUGUACACCAUGCUGCCAUUCCAGAUGUGGUACGCUGUGGUGCUGAGCCUCAUCUCUUCACUGUCCCACAUCAUAGUUCUCGCACUGUACCUCACCAUUUACGACAAUAAGCCCAUUUACGACAAGUCCACCGCUUACCAGCUGCUGUCCAAUGCAGUGGUGUUUCUGUGUGGCAUUGUGGUGGGAGCCUUCCAUAAGUUCCUGAUGGAGAAAACCCUAAGGCAGACCUUUCAAGACACCUUGAGGUGCCUGAGCAUGCGGAUGAAGCUGGAGAUAGAAAAAAGACAACAGGAGAACCUGCUGCAGUCUGUGCUACCCGUCUACAUCUCCAUGAAGAUGAAGCUUGCAAUCAUGGAACGCUUGCAAGACUGUAAAGACAAAGAAGAACAACAGCGACUGGUCAAAGAUAACAACUUCCACAGUCUUUAUGUCAAGAGGCACGAGAACGUCAGUAUUCUAUAUGCUGACAUCGUUGGCUUCACCCGAUUGGCCAGUGACUGUUCUCCCAAAGAGCUUGUCAUUAUGCUCAAUGAAUUGUUUGGAAAAUUUGACCAAAUUGCCAAGGAAAACGAAUGCAUGCGAAUCAAGAUUCUUGGAGAUUGCUACUACUGUGUGUCAGGGCUGCCAGUCUCUCUGCCUAAACAUGCCAAGAACUGUGUCAAAAUGGGCCUGGACAUGUGUGAAGCCAUCAAGCAGGUACGGGAGGCCACAAGAGUGGAUAUCAACAUGAGAGUGGGCGUGCACUCAGGCAACGUGCUCUGCGGUGUCAUUGGCCUUCGUAAGUGGCAGUUUGACGUGUGGUCACAUGAUGUCACGCUGGCCAAUCAUAUGGAGUCCGGAGGCCUUCCAGGACGUGUCCACAUCACAGAGGCAACUCUGAAGCACCUGAACAAGGCUUAUGAAGUAGAAGACGGGAAUGGCCACCUUAGGGACCCUUACCUAAAAGAGCUCAACGUCCAAACCUACCUGGUCAUUGAUCCACGGUCUAAGGACCCAUCAUUGAACAGCCGUAGUGCGCCUAAACCUCGGGUGAAUGAUGGUCUGAAGAUGAGGGCGUCCGUGCGUAUGACCCGUUACCUGGAAUCUUGGGGGGCCGUCAAACCUUUUGCCCACCUUCAGAACCGAGAGGGCUUCACCCCAGACGCUAUUGUCAAUGGCAAGCCACGCUGUAAGGACAUCCCUCUACGACCAGUCCCCGGCAAGUUCCCUGAGAGGAACAAAUCCCAGAAGAGUAAGUUUGAUGAGGAGCUACACAACGAGAUGACUACUACCAUAGAUGAGCUCAGCAGCAAGCAGUGGUCUAAGUCUGAAGAGAGUGGCAGUUUAGCUCUGUGGUUUCCAAAGAAAGAUCUGGAAAAACAGUACCGAGCCCUGGACUUGCCGAUGUUUAAACGCUAUGUUGCCUGUGCCACCUUCAUCUUCCUCUGCAUCUUUUUGGUUCAGAUGUUUGUCACAAAGAAUCUACAGAUGUUGGGGAUAUCAUUUGGAGUGAUGGCCUGUGUGCUGCUGCUGACCCUGGCCAUCUGUUUCGCAGGUGACUUCCAGCGUCUGUUUCCAGAGAAGCUGUCGAGGUGCCAGUGGCUGCCAGCUGUGUCGGAGGCGGUGGUAAAGCGGCCAUGCGUUCGCCUCCCUCUGGCCACCAUCACUACUACGGUCAUCAUUAUCUUGGCAGUGUUCGACCUGUGCUUCGUCCAGACAACUGUGCCAGAAUGUCCCACUAAUAAUACUCAGACAAAUGAUUCCCAUGAGCUGGGAUUCUACCUGCCUUAUUCCGUGUACUGCUGUAUCCUAUCGCUCAUUGCAUGUGGAGUCUUCCUCCGGGUGAGCUUUGAGCUCAAAGUGUUCUUCCUCGCCCUGGCCUCCACAGCAUACUACAUCAUCAUCCUCAGCACCCACAGGAAACUCUUUGAGGUCUACGGAAACUUCCUCUACACUCAGCAGCACAACAGCAGCAAUUGCAGCAGUACAGAUCACACCUUGAGAUGGUUAGGGCUGGUGAAACACCCCCAGGUGAUGAGCUGCAUAUAUAUCACCCUGUUCCUGGUCACUGUGCUCAUAAUCGCACAACAGAUUGAGACCUGCUUCCGCCAGGACUUCCUGCUAAAGUAUAAGAACCGCACAGAGCAGGACGAGAUCGAGACCAGAGAGAACCUGAACCGCCUGCUGCUGGAGAACGUGCUGCCGGCCCACGUGGCAGCGCUGUUUGUCGGGGAGAAUAAGAAAAAUGAGGACCUCUACUACAAGUCCUAUGACUGUGUCUGUGUGAUGUUUGCCUCAGUGCCAGAUUUCAAAGAAUUUUACACUGAGUGUGACAUCAACAAGGAGGGCCUGGAAUGCCUGAGGCUCCUGAACGAGAUCAUCGCUGACUUUGACGAGCUGCUGUCCAAACCAAAGUUCAGCGGUGUGGAGAAGAUCAAGACAAUUGGCAGCACGUACAUGGCUGCUGCAGGGCUUAGUGGGACGCCUGGUCAGGAGAACAAUCAGGACAAAGAGAGGCAGCAGGCCCAGAUAGGGAACAUGGUGGAGUUUGCCAUCGCUCUGAUUGGCAAGUUGGACGGCAUCAACAGACAUUCCUUCAAUAGCUUCAGGCUUCGUGUGGGCAUUAAUCAUGGCCCAGUGAUAGCCGGAGUGAUCGGGGCGAGGAAACCUCAGUAUGACAUCUGGGGCAACACGGUGAACGUAGCCAGCAGAAUGGAGAGCACGGGGGAGCUGGGAAAGAUCCAGGUGACGGAGGAAACCACCGACGUGCUGCAGAAGCUGGGCUACUCGUGCGAGUGUCGAGGAUUCAUCAACGUCAAGGGCAAAGGGGAGCUGAAAACCUUCUUUGUGUGCACCGACAUGAGCAAGCAGCAAGGUAUGGGGCUGAGCUGAGGCCAGGCCGCCACCGCCAACACAACCAGAGACAGACUCGGGGAACGCGAGCCAAGAGUCGGUGGAGUCCUGCGAGUGUUGAGACAGAACUGACUGUGACACAGCUGUGUUCCUGUGACGUUAAUACAUGAAAUGACCGAGGCGCAUUAAGGACCGCGUGACGACGCGACACUGAAUCAACUGUUGAACGGAUCAGGAUUCGGCAGUAAACGGUGUAGAUGGUCAGUACCUACGAUCGCAAUCUUUUUCUACAUACAUUUACGUCCAGUGAUCACUUUUGUACUUUGUUUUGUUUUUAACUUAGAUGUUGUUUGCGAUAGAAGAAAAAAAAAAAAAAAAAAAAGAAGUGUAUUGUACUAAUGCCAGACACAGUUGUGUAAUUUUUUUGAAGACCUCUCCGGUCCUUUAAAAACAAAUCAAUGGAUUCUGUUUGGAUCAUUAAUUUGAAACCCAUCUGGUUUUUCUGUUUUGAGAUGUGAUGGACACUGCUCUGUUACUGUGUAAUGAGCAUGACAUCUGUGAGGCUGUUAGGCAGGGCUGUUUCAAUAACAGAAACCGGAUGAACACAGAAGAUUAUAUAUAUAUAUAUAUAUAUAUAUAUAUAUAUAAAACUUUUCCUGCUCCUUUCUUUUGGACAUAUUCAAAAUAGUACGUUUCACUUCUGUAAAUCCUAAAGUCAAUGUAUCAACACUUUUGCUCUUUAUGGGAACUUCUUUUAGGUUCCAGCUGUGUAGUUUGGCCGACUGUUUAAUUUUACAUAUGACAAGAUAUUUCCUGCAUUUCAACAGGAAAUACACAAAUCCAUGUGCUGUACUUACAUAAUCUGUUAAAGUGUUUAUUCUGCUUUUCUACAUAUAUGCUGGGAAACCUUGGUCCUUGGUGUCGAGUCCGUGUGGUCUAACAACCUGCCUGCUGUGAAUGUUUGUCUGGCUCCAACUCAGACGAUCACCUGAAUUGAUGUCAGUGGCUCUGUGCGUCUCUGAAAACUUGAUUUGUCUUGUGGCCUUACCUUUCGAGACCAUCUUUUCUGUAAUUGUGGUUGCAUAAUAAUAAUGUAUUGGCCUUCAUGUGAACAAAUGUGACAUUGAAUUUUGUACAGUUACAGAAUGUAAUAAAUGUUUUCCUAAGUCUGCA
Messenger RNA from Perca fluviatilis (European perch), 5143 nucleotides. RefSeq names its product adenylate cyclase 7 (gene adcy7). Gene Ontology annotation, cellular component: plasma membrane. NCBI's taxonomy places the organism in Eukaryota, Metazoa, Chordata, Actinopteri, Perciformes, Percidae. Bases 746 to 4009 code for a protein of 1087 amino acids. Gene Ontology annotation, biological process: adenylate cyclase-inhibiting G protein-coupled receptor signaling pathway; intracellular signal transduction; cAMP biosynthetic process. The transcript has 26 exons. The record is from RefSeq and is a predicted model, not a curated record. Gene Ontology annotation, molecular function: adenylate cyclase activity.